Humulus lupulus (European hop) is the source of this 1409-nucleotide messenger RNA. RefSeq lists its product as uncharacterized. Gene Ontology annotation, molecular function: sequence-specific DNA binding. Gene Ontology annotation, biological process: snRNA transcription by RNA polymerase II; snRNA transcription by RNA polymerase III. Gene Ontology annotation, cellular component: snRNA-activating protein complex. The coding region runs from base 309 to 1169 and encodes 286 amino acids. The transcript is spliced from 8 exons. Lineage: Eukaryota; Viridiplantae; Streptophyta; Magnoliopsida; Rosales; Cannabaceae. The record is from RefSeq and is a predicted model, not a curated record.
CAAACAAAAAAAAUAUAUAUAUAAAUUCUCUGCUCAUUUCCGUUGUCCAACAGCGUUUCCGUCCACUCACAACUGUGCCGUUUAAAAGCAACAACAGCACUACAAACAUUUAUCAAAAGUGAUUCUUAUACACUGUCACGGUGCAGUAUACAAACCCAGAUUAGAUUUAGAGCUCGUCGACUCGUACAGAAGAAAUUAAUGAAUCAACAAAACUUCAUGACAUAGAGCCUAGAGGCAUGUCACAUGGACUAAAGUGAACUCCCCAACCCACAAUCCUCAUCAGUUCAAUUUAAUUUUUAGAAUUGAAAAUGAUGGAUAUGACACCUUUCAAGAAGGACAUCGAUGAGCUUAUAGCUGAGUUCGUCGAGGAUGAGUCAACUAAUUUGGCGGAGAUGAAAAGGGUAUGGCUUUUAAGGAAGUUCUCAUACAUAUAUGAGGCUACUCCUUCUUCCAACGUGGCCUUCUUUAUGCAAUAUUUGUAUGCCCAUUCAAUUGGUUAUAUAAGCAGUACAAUUUCUUUAUCAUGGAGACUCGGUGGGCUCUAUUGUCUUUACUGCCUUCAUGAGACUCAACCGUUCAAACCCCCUUUCAAAAUUUAUCUUUCGCUUGAAGAGCUGAAAAAACUUAGAAACCUUGUUGUUACUGCCAAAACAAAUGGUGUGAAGGUUGCUCCUGCUGUGGUGAAAAAAAUGCUAGAAAAUAACAUGUUCUUCUUUGGGUUUCUUGACAUGAAUGAAGGAGCUGUCGCAGAGACAGUUAACCACCUCACAGAAUUACAGAAUGCUCGCGUUCAAGUUGCUUACAGGGAGUUAUUUGCUGAUAAUAGGCUUCAAGACUUACUCCAUUUGGACAUGGGUAAGGAAGUUGACGUAAAUGUGCUCAAUAAAAUGUCUACAGAAUAUGCAGAAUCUAAGAAGCUAGCUAUUAGUGAGGCCAGUGAGGUUGUGGACAUUCGCAACAUAGAGCACAUUGCAGAAGAUGAAAAGUCAGUUGGAAAUGUAGUGGAGAAAAUUACUGGAGAAUGGGAUGUCCAGAAGGAACAGUUUUGUCAGCAAACUGGUUUACAUCGACAACACUCAGAGGACCAGGAUGAACAGGAGCAACCUCUAUUGUUGGAAAAUGUCGAUAACUUUGAUCUGGAGCUUGAACAGCUGCUGUCUGAAACAUAAUUCCACGGACACAGACAAGUUUGGACAUUAAUGUCGGUGGGGCAAAAAUGUCAGGCAUGGUAUCUUCCACUUAUCUGUAUACCAUUGCUAUUUCUUAUCUUGUUCCAAGAAAUGAAAGAAUUUGAUGGCUUUUGUAAAGCUAUAUAGCUAUAGUAGACUAGAAAAUGAAGUUAGUUGUAUGAACUUUCUUUCGUACUUAAUACAAAAACUAGUCUGACACUGAGAUCUCUUAUGUUGUUA